AUGGCAGAUCCUGGCCAGGACAUACCUGCUCCGACUCGUGUCCUCUUUGAUGCUGCACUAGUUGACAACGAUGUUUGUGAUAUGCCAUAUAUCGACCAUGCCGACUCAGAGCUUGCGAGACCCGAAAACGCAGCGAAUGCUGUGGAACAGGCUGUAAAACUCCAGAAGGAGUACUUUUCAAACUCCUUCUUGAAUGGCAUCCAGCCCCAUGACUGGAUGUCUAAUGAGCAAUCCGACUUCUCGAGCUCCAAGGCCGCCGCACUCCAAGCUGAAUGGCCAACUAUCCAAACUUUGUUGACAGCACCGGCUCCGCCUACGAGCCCUUCUAUCAAGCGACCGCAAACAAAAGGCGACACGCUCUUCAACCUCCGCACUUUCACCGAGCAGUUCAAGUUUCCCCUGAAACGUCUUCUGGAGUGGCCGGUUGGGACGGGGCUAAACCGAGUGAUUUUCCUCUUUAUGCACCCGCAGAAUGAAAAGGAAUUUGAACCUGUGAUCAGCGCUCUUCAUUCUCUUGACCUUGAAGUUUAUAGCCUUGCGAGGCCCGGAUCUUGGCGAUGGUUUUCCAAUCACUACAGAAGCGGUGUCAUCAUCAUCCAAGCGGAAUACGUCGGGCAAGUCGGUGCGAUACCCGACUUCCGGGAUUUUCUUAAGAGAAGCUUCAAUAUCUGGCAAUUCGGCGCAAGCCCUAUGAUCCGAUAUCAGGGUAUCCAUCGGCUGUUCAAGAAAGGCCAGUCAAUGUUGAUGACAGAUGAAAUGCUCACGGCGGACCCGGAACAGGCGCUUCUCAUGAUCAAUUCAAUCCACGACAAGCACAAGAGGGUGUGGAAAUAUAAACGUGCAGUCGAAGAGAAAGAGGAUGCGGAAAUAGCGGCUGCGUUGAAAGGAGCUGCACAGAAAGAAGCCGCGCAGAAAGAAACCCGGGCUGCAAGGAUAGAAGCCGCGCAGUAUUCCGUGCCGAAACUCGUUUUUCGAGCUGGUGUCAUUCCCUGGCUAAUCCAGCAUAGCCGCACCGCGACGAGAGACCCCUCGAACAUGAACGAGCUCAUCAAGCGCAUCCGAGAAUUGCAGAUUGAAUAUGACCCGGACCAUGAGAAGCAACCACCACACGAUAUCCACCAUCCUGAUUGUUGUUUUGUGGGAGUCCCUUUACCCCGGAGGAACAAUGGAGGGAAGCAGCGUCUAACCGAGCCAAGAACUGAACAGCAGGUGACUGAUACGGAUGAACUCGUUGCCUGGUUUGCUGGUUGGGCGAUAUUCCAAUCCAAGUCAAUCCGGCGUAACGUCGUCUUGCACCCGACGGCCAUUCCGCAGUGGAGCACGAAGUAUAAUCAUUUGAUUUUCAUUUCCACCAACACCGAAUUGAGGGAUUUUCUUUCGCUUAAGCCUCAAUGA
This is a messenger RNA of Eremomyces bilateralis CBS 781.70, 1395 nucleotides long. RefSeq lists its product as uncharacterized. The transcript is spliced from 6 exons. The record is from RefSeq and is a predicted model, not a curated record. The coding region runs from base 1 to 1395 and encodes 464 amino acids. NCBI's taxonomy places the organism in Eukaryota, Fungi, Ascomycota, Dothideomycetes, Eremomycetales, Eremomycetaceae.